Drosophila guanche is the source of this 651-nucleotide messenger RNA. It is a transcript of the gene mRpS17, whose product is annotated as 28S ribosomal protein S17, mitochondrial. Gene Ontology annotation, biological process: mitochondrial translation. Bases 77 to 544 code for a protein of 155 amino acids. The transcript is spliced from 2 exons. The record is from RefSeq and is a predicted model, not a curated record. Gene Ontology annotation, cellular component: ribosome; mitochondrial small ribosomal subunit. NCBI's taxonomy places the organism in Eukaryota, Metazoa, Arthropoda, Insecta, Diptera, Drosophilidae. Gene Ontology annotation, molecular function: structural constituent of ribosome.
AAUGAGCCUCGAAAAUAGCAGUGAAGUCAAUGUUGUUUAUAGAUUAUAAAUUUGUUAAUUAAAGUUGUUCAAAGAGAUGUCGAGGCGCGGGCUAUUGUUGAUGGGCCAAUGCAUGCCGUGCAUCAAGCAAAAUGCCUCCAAGAUACGUAUACGGCGUAUGGAACUGGACAAGAAUCUGAACAUGUACUUUAAAAAGGAUGAUUUUUUCUUUGCCCACGAUCCGCAAAAGGUGUGCAAAACCGGAGAUGUGGUUCUGAUACGAGAGCUUCCCGAACGCAUGACCCGCCUCAUCACGCAUGCGGUUGAAAAAGUGGUCUAUCCACUUGGUGACAUAACCGAUCCGAUCACUGGCAAAAAAGUGGUGGUCGGCAAGUACCGAGACGACAUCGAGAUGGCCAACGAGCUGUUUGGCAAGUCGGAGAAGUCCUUCGACUAUUCCAAGGCCCCACCACGUGGCCGGCUAGAGGGCACCAAAGACUUUACACACGGCGAGACGUACAUCAAGUACCAUGACGAUGGCAAAGAUCAGCCAUUUGCCGUAUAAUAAGUUGGUAAAUAAUCCAAGUAAUCGUUAAGCUUGCAAACAACCUGCCUUCCCAAUCCAAUUCAAAAAGGCGGCAAUAAAAGAUUUCUCUAAAUAUUUUAUUUAAA